Callithrix jacchus (white-tufted-ear marmoset) is the source of this 2551-nucleotide messenger RNA. RefSeq names its product kinesin family binding protein (gene KIFBP). Gene Ontology annotation, biological process: central nervous system projection neuron axonogenesis; microtubule cytoskeleton organization; neuron projection maintenance. The record is from RefSeq and is a predicted model, not a curated record. Lineage: Eukaryota; Metazoa; Chordata; Mammalia; Primates; Cebidae. Gene Ontology annotation, molecular function: protein binding.
CGUUCAGCAGCGGCCCCGACCUGUCGAGAGCCGUAAGUAAAGUGUCGCAAAGCAGAAGGAAGGCGGGAGUCCCGACUGCAAACGUUGGGGAAAGCCAGGCAGUAGAGGCCGCUAUGGCGAACGUUCCGUGGGCCGAGGUCUGCGAGAAAUUCCAGGCGGCGCUGGCCCUGUCGCGGGUGGAACUGCAUAAAAAUCCGGAGAAGGAACCGUACAAGUCCAAAUACAGCGCCCGAGCGAUGCUCGAAGAGGUCAAGGCGCUGCUCGGCCCCACGUCUGAGGACGAGGAUGAGCGGCCUGAGGCCGACGACUGCCCAGGUGCGGAUGACCACGCCCUGGGGCUACCGGCUGAGGUGGUGGAGCCCGAGGGGCCUGUAGGCCAGCGAGCGGUGAGGCUGGCGGUCAUCGAGUUCCACCUCGGGGUGAACCACAUCGACACUGAGGAGCUAUCGGCGGGGGAGGAGCACCUGGUGAAAUGCCUGCGGCUGCUGCGCAGGUACCGGCUCUCGCACGACUGCAUCUCCCUCUGCAUCCAGGCGCAGAAUAACCUGGGUAUCCUGUGGUCUGAAAGAGAAGAAAUUGAAACUGCACAGGCUUACCUAGAGUCAUCAGAAGCACUAUAUAAUCAAUAUAUGAAAGAGGUUGGGAGUCCUCCUCUUGAUCCAACUGAAUGUUUUCUUCCUGCAGAAGAGAAACUUACUGAACAAGAGAGAUCAAAAAGAUUUGAAAAAGUUUAUACUCAUAACCUAUAUUACCUAGCUCAAGUCUACCAGCAUCUGGAAAUGUUUGAGAAGGCUGCUCACUAUUGCCACAGUACACUAAAGCGGCAGCUUGAGCACAACGCCUACCAUCCUAUAGAGUGGGCUAUCAAUGCUGCUACCUUGUCACAGUUUUACAUCAAUAAGCUAUGCUUUAUGGAGGCCAGGCACUGUUUAUCAGCUGCUAAUGUAAUUUUUGGUCAAACUGGAAAGAUCUCAGCCACAGAAGACACUCCUGAAGCUGAAGGAGAAGUGCCAGAGCUUUAUCAUCAAAGAAAGGGGGAAAUAGCAAGAUGCUGGAUCAAAUAUUGUUUGACUCUCAUGCAGAAUGCCCAACUCUCUAUGCAGGACAACAUAGGAGAGCUUGACCUAGAUAAACAGUCUGAACUUAGAGCUUUAAGGAAAAAAGAACUGGAUGAGGAGGAAAGCAUUCGGAAAAAAGCUGUGCAAUUUGGAACUGGUGAACUGUGUGAUGCCAUCUCUGCAGUAGAAGAGAAAGUGAGCUACUUGAAACCUUUAGAUUUUGAAGAAGCCAGAGAACUUUUCUUAUUGGGUCAGCACUAUGUCUUUGAGGCCAAACAGUUCUUUCAGAUUGAUGGUUAUGUCACUGACCAUAUUGAAGUUGUCCAAGACCACAGUGCUCUGUUUAAGGUGCUUGCAUUCUUUGAAACUGACAUGGAGAGACGGUGCAAGAUGCAUAAACGCAGAAUAGCCAUGCUAGAGCCCCUAACUGUAGACCUGAAUCCACAGUAUUAUCUGUUGGUCAACAGACAGAUCCAGUUUGAAAUUGCACAUGCUUACUAUGAUAUGAUGGAUUUGAAGGUCACCAUUGCUGACAGGCUAAGGGAUCCUGAUUCACACAUUGUAAAAAAAAUAAAUAAUCUUAAUAAGUCAGCAUUGAAGUACUACCAGCUCUUCUUAGACUCCCUGAGAGACCCAAAUAAAGUAUUUCCUGAGCAUAUAGGGGAAGAUGUUCUUCGCCCUGCCAUGUUAGCGAAGUUUCGAGUUGCCAGUCUCUAUGGCAAAAUCAUUACUAUGGAUCCCAAGAAAGAGCUGGAAAAUCUGGCAACAUCAUUGGAACAUUACAAAUUUAUUGUUGAUUACUGUGAAAAGCAUCCUGAGGCUGCCCAGGAAAUAGAAGUUGAGCUAGAACUUAGUAAAGAGAUGGUUAGUCUUCUCCCAGCAAAAAUGGAGAGAUUCAGAACCAAGAUGGCCCUGACUUAAUCCCUGCUUUUAAAGAAAGGAAAUGCAUAAUGUUGAAGUGAUCUUUUUCCCUAGUCAAACUGGCGCAAUUCCAUUGUGAUGUUUACCUUUAUAGCCAGUUGAGUGCAGUUUGAGCUUGAAAUACAGUAAACUGAGUGUUUGCUAGGAUCCUAAGGAACAUAAAGUUAAUUAAUAAUUUACACCUAAUUAUGUAAAUUGCCUUGUUAAAGACAUGUGAUUUUUGUAUUUUCGAUGCUUGUUUCUAUUUAAAUAUAAACCUUUUUAAAUGUAGAUUAUUUGUUGGCUAGUACUUGAUAGAUUCCUUGUAAGAAAAAAUGCUGGGUAAUAUACCUGGUAGUCAAGUCUGUUACUGUAUUAAAAUUGAAAAAGUAACUCUGUAGUUACUCUUUCUAAAAUAUUUGAUUUCCUAAAUUCCCCCCACUCAAAAUCUUUCCCUUUUGAAAAUACUAAAAACUAAGUUAUGUUAUUAUAAAGUGUAAAAUGGUUUGUCUCAAUUAUAGGAGCAAAAGGCCUUGUUGGAAAGAAAAUAAACAGACUUAUUUCACUAAUAAAAACUUCCAUUUCCCCUUUUA